Molecule: messenger RNA, 2615 nt
Organism: Anopheles nili
Lineage: Eukaryota; Metazoa; Arthropoda; Insecta; Diptera; Culicidae
Exons: 5
Coding region: 1-1326 (441 amino acids)
Source: RefSeq, a predicted model, not a curated record
AUGGCAGCGGCUAAUGGCAUCACGCUAAUGUCGACACCCGCCCCAGAUGUCGACUCCGUGCACAUAACGCGGCUCUCGGUGCCGCGAGUGUACGUGCUAGAUAAUUACCAUCACCAUCGGCAUCAGCACCAGUACCUAGGCCGGAACCAGCUGCGAACCCGCGACGAUCCGGACGUCCCGUUCGAUCCGGAACCGGACCCACUGACCGCCGCCGUACGGGUCCCAGAUCCGGCCGAACAUCUCGUGCUGGACUGCGAGUACGUCAUCGAAACGCACGAGACCGGUUUCGUGCUGAAGUGGCUGCACAACGACGUCUCGAUCUACCAGUGGAUUCCACCGCACCGGAGCCCGUCCAGCUUGAACCGGAUGCGGGACCACGUCAACCGGACGUUCACCGUCGGCAACGAGGCGAUGCACAAGCACCGGGCACUCGCGCUGAUGCACCCAAGCCAGGACUUUGCCGGCAAGUACAGCUGCUCGGUGCAGACGUUCCAGUCGUUCGACAUCAAGUCCGCCGAUCUGUUCAUCAUCGUGCCCGAGUCCGCGUUCACGCUAAAGUACUACCGGGACCUGAACGACCUGGUGACGGUCGUCUGCAGCGUGUUCGGCAUCUUCCCAUCGCCGGAGCUGUCACUGUGGAUCAACGACUACCGGCUGGAGAAUGGUAGCGCGAACGAGAUCCCGGUGGUGGAGGGCCUGUUCGACAGCUCGGUCAGUGUGCAGUUGGUCCUGUACGAGUCGCUCCAGCCGGACGAUGUGAUUCGUUGCAUGCUUACCGUGCCUGGGACCGAGUAUCAGCGCACGAAGGAAACCGUUUUUGUGGAUGUAAAUAGCAGACCGUUUGGGGACUCCAACUCCAUCCUGGACCCGUUCGGGACGGUCACAACUGGCAGCACGACGUCACAGGUUCCACCAACGUCCAGUUCUCCUGCGACCACUCCGCCAACUACUCCGGAGACGGUAGUGACGAGUGCAAAGCCAAGCCCAACCAGUAGCCAGGUGUCGGUAGGAGUUGUACCGAAGGACGCAGUCCGCCAGCAGAUUCCGUCUGUACUGCGUCUCCGCCCAACGGCGAGUUCUACGCGGGUGCUGACGGUACAGCAGUCGAAUUCGGUCGAGUCCGACGAGAUCAUGAACGUGCUGGAUUUUAAGGAGCUACUGAAUGACAACCUGCUCUACAACAACGCCGGCACACGGACAGGUAUUCAUUGGCUACGAACGUGCGACUGGUUGCGGUUUGUGGUUUUGGUUUUGGGCAUGCCUUCGCUUCUUACCGGUCACAUCGUCCUGGCGGCGCUACGGCGAUGGCAGAUGCUGGGAUCGUAAUCCGGCCCGUCCCGGGACAGUGAAGCGCGGACACGACUUCGGGAAAUGAGCCUCUGCAAACUUAUGACGCCGGCCGGAGGGAGAAAAACUCCCCCGGUCUAAACCGGAAACCGAACGCUACUUUAUUGUGCUGGCAAGUUGAAUCCGGACGCUGAGAUGACGCCGGAGCUGGUGGACGGCACCACUCGAGGAGCUAACCGAGACGUUCCAUGUGGUGGCGUGUUAUUGGACAAGGAAAAGAAAUAACCGACCACCCCGGUGGGGAAGUUCGCAGCGGACGAGACCGUCUGAUGGCUUCCACGGCAACCCGUGCAACCAUUUUACGGAAUCCUGAAUAUCUAUCCUUUUUUCCAAACCCCUUCUAUCGCUCUAUCUCUUUCUCUAUCUAUCUUUCUCUUCUCUCUUCUUAACAUCUGCAAGCGGUCCUAAUCUGAUGCCUCGGAAAAUUAGAGAAGGAUGCGUAAGCACUCCAUUACAAAAAAAAAACGAAAUGAAAAAUCAACAAGCGCGUAUACAAUACGGUGGAAGGUAUUACCUUUUUUGUGCGUUCCCUAUAAAAAUGCCAAAGAAAUCGAAAACGUGUUAAGCAUAGGUGUAACUAAGAAAUAAUGAAACACAAAAAAAAAAACACGCAACGAAAUGAAAGAAGGAAAGCUUCUCUGAUAGGGAAAGUAGAAGGCGAACUUAUCUGGAAGGGAAUAAAAAUGAAGGGAUAUGUCGAAUGGCAGUCGGAUACAGACGUAGAAAAGGAGUGUAUAGUACCGUUUUGUGUUAAGAAUCAAUCCAGACAGCACACAGAUAAGUAGGACAACGUAAAAUUUGAUCAAAAUUCGAUGCUUUCCUGCGUACGGCGUGUUUAAUAAGGAUACUUCGUCGACAAGAACUAGCUUUCACGUCCACUAAGAAGUGUAAAUUUAUCUGUAAGGACCUAGAAGAAAGAAACAGCACACCACGGUGUCCAUUCAUUGCUGAGCUUUUGUUUUGGGAUCUGUUUGCCUCUUGUAUACAUGCUACUAAAAACGACUAGCGAUGAAAAAGGGUACGCAUACACCCGGAAGCAACACGUUUCCCGGCCGCAAUCUCGCUGCAAACGUUGUAAAUACUAGACGCUGCACUGAACUUUCAAGUGAACAAACAAAAACGCGCAUGCCAAAUUGAGAAGAUAAUCUUCAGACGAAAAAAAAAUAUCACCAUACGGCGUCCUGUUGGACCCUGGUCGUGCGGUGGUCGAUAAAUGAUGACGAAACGAUAAUAAUGAUGAUGCUGACGAUGUUAACAUAUAGCGAAUG